AUGACAGAUGCCACUGUGUCCUUCACCAAGGACUUCUUGGGCUGUGGAGUGGCCGCAGCCAUCUCCAAGAUGGCAGUAGCAGCCAUCUCCAAGAUGGCAGUAGCACCCAUGGAGCGGGUCAAGCUGCUGCUGCAGGUGCAGCAUGCCAGCAAGCAAAUCACAGCAGAUAAGCAAUACAAGGGCAUUAUAGACUUCGUGGUUCAUAUCCCCAAGGAACAGGGUGUCCUGUCCUUCUGGCGUGGUAACCUGGCCAAUGUCAUCAGAUACUUCCCUACCCAGGCUCUCAACUUUGCCUUCAAAGAUAAAUACAAGCAGAUCUUUCUGGGUGGUGUGGACAAGAGGACCCAGUUUUGGCGCUACUUUGCAGGGAACCUGACAUCAGGUGGUACCACUGGGGCCACAGCCUUGUGCUUUGUGUACCCUCUUGAUUUUGCCUGUACCCAUCUAGCAGCUGAUGUGGGCAAAGCUGGAGCUGAAAGGGAAUUCAAAGGCCUGGUUAAGAUCUACAAAUCUGAUGGGAUUAAGGGCCUGUACCAAGGCUUUAAUGUGUCAGUACAGGGCAUUAUCAUCUACCGAGCUGCCUACUUUGGCAUCUAUGACACUGCAAAGGGAAUGCUCCCAGAUCCCAAGACUACUCACAUCUUCAUCAGCUGGAUGAUUGCACAGUCUGUCCCUGCUGUUGCUGGCCCGACUUCCUAUCCUUUUGACAUGGUUCGCCGUCCAGAGGCAUGGGUGGUGCCUUUGUGCUUGUCUUGUAUGAUGAGAUCAAGAAGUACACAUAAUUAUGUCCUAGGUGUUCUCCCCGAGAACAGGCAUGAUGUAUAA
Messenger RNA from Arvicanthis niloticus (Nile rat), 825 nucleotides. NCBI's taxonomy places the organism in Eukaryota, Metazoa, Chordata, Mammalia, Rodentia, Muridae. The record is from RefSeq and is a predicted model, not a curated record.